CCUUUUUGAGAAUUGACAACCAAAAUUAGACACGCAAAUUUUACCAAAUUAGAACUAUUGGAAACUUUAAUUACGUUCAUGAGUAUCUAAAAAAUCACCAAACUCAAUUAGGAUUCUUCUAACAUAUAAUUUAUUGCAAAUCCAUGUUUAUUUCAAAGAUAUGGGCCCCUUGUAUCACAUGUCUUAAAAUUGAUUUAAAUAUCCAAAGAAAUUUCCUUCUCCAUUGAUAACCAGAAAAGACUCAGUCCCUAUUCCCAUUAACCUGAAAUUCCCAUGUAACUACUCUCCAUUUUUGUGAUCAUCAUCUCUUAAAGCUCAGUAAAUAAAUAGACAUGGAUGUAAGGAAAAUUGUGGUAGUAGUGGAAGAUGUGGACAUAGCAAGAACUGCACUCCAAUGGACUCUUCACAAUCUCUUGAGAUACGGAGAUAUAAUUACUCUUCUCCACAUAUUCUCUGUCACAAGAUCCAAGACCAACAAGAAACUCAGGCUUUUACGCCUCCAAGGUUUCCAAUUGGCUCUUUCGUUUCAAGAUAUCUGCAACAAUUUUUUCAAUACCAAGACAGAGAUUGUGGUGACACAAGGGGAUCAAGAUGGAGGAAAGAUUGGUGCCAUGGUUAGAGAAAUUGGUGCUUCUACUCUUGUUGCUGGACUUCAUGAUCAGAGCUUUCUUUACAGGUUGGCCAUGUCCCACAACCACAUUGCAAGCAAUUUGAAUUGCAAAGUACUAGCCAUCAAGCAACCAAAUCCACUGAUGACCACAGGCACAAGGACAAGGACAAGGACCAUUUGUUUUCAAGACAGUUCAACCAACAUGGACUUCUCACAAAUUGAAAUUGAUGCACUGAGGCUCUAGAAGCAGGGGAUAAUAUAUGCAGAAUAUCUAUCUUGUUCGUCGUAAUGGUUUAAGCUAGAAAAUUCUCUAAAAAAAGUAAAUGAAAUGAUCAUUUUACAAAACGGACUAGAGUUUCAAGGUAACUAGAGUUAUAACGGCUUGAUUUUUCAGAUUGUCACUCAACUAAUAGUUAUUAUCUCAAAAGUCACUUUCUUUGUUGAAAAAAGAUUGGAAUCAAGAAAAAAAAAUGUGUCUAAUAACUACUAUAAGUUGACUAACAAUAUGAUAAUCAACCCGAGUUAUUACCUAAUAAAAUGAGAGUUUAACUUACAUGCAUCAACUAUGUAAAGAAUUUUCAUACUAUCAUGCCAUUCAAAAUGCAUAUGUAAGUAAUCCUUCAUAAAAUAUGAAAUUUGUAAUCUUGAAAAUUCGGCAAGUUAACUAGUAGUAUAUAAAAGGUA
Solanum dulcamara is the source of this 1294-nucleotide messenger RNA. RefSeq lists its product as uncharacterized. The coding region runs from base 333 to 854 and encodes 173 amino acids. NCBI's taxonomy places the organism in Eukaryota, Viridiplantae, Streptophyta, Magnoliopsida, Solanales, Solanaceae. The record is from RefSeq and is a predicted model, not a curated record. The transcript is spliced from 4 exons.